Chanos chanos (milkfish) is the source of this 1212-nucleotide messenger RNA. RefSeq names its product cysteine and histidine-rich domain-containing protein 1. NCBI's taxonomy places the organism in Eukaryota, Metazoa, Chordata, Actinopteri, Gonorynchiformes, Chanidae. The record is from RefSeq and is a predicted model, not a curated record. The transcript is spliced from 12 exons. Bases 1 to 1212 code for a protein of 403 amino acids.
AUGACUCUGCUGUGUUACAACAAAGGCUGCGGAGAGAGAUUUGAUCCGGACAAAAACUGUGACGAUGCCUGUCGAUACCACCCUGGGGUACCCAUCUUUCACGAUGCCCUGAAGGGUUGGUCCUGCUGUAAGAAAAGGACCACAGACUUCUCCGAGUUCCUGUCAAUCAAGGGCUGUACUCGAGGUCGCCAUAGCAACGAGAAGCCCCAGGAGCCUCUGAAGCCGGAGGUGACGUCAGACAAGGGUGAUGUGACACAGCACAGUGAGAAAGAGAUCAUUUACCAGGGCCCCAAAUCAGCUGAGGCUCUGCAGAGAGAGAGACCCAGCCCCGAUGAGCCAAAGUCAAAGCUUCGGGUAAAGGUCUCUCCUUCCCUCGCCCAAAUCGUGGAGAAAAUGGACAUGACUAAGAAACUGGAAGAGGAGAAGAAAGCGAGUGAAGCUGUUAUGCCCGGGACAAAAUGCAAGAAUUCCGGUUGCAAAACCAUUUAUCAAGGGCCAGAGACCAAUCUGGAGGUCUGUGUUCAUCACCCGGGUGCACCAGUAUUCCACGAGGGGUACAAGUACUGGAGCUGCUGCUGUAUAAAGACCACUGACUUUAACGCAUUCUUGGAUCAGAAGGGAUGCACCAUGGGCAAACACCGCUGGAUCCCAAAACAGGAUAAGAAGAAGGUGGCGUGUCGACAUGACUGGCACCAGACGGCCAAUCAGGUGGUAGUCACAAUAUACGCUAAGAACGCCCAUCCAGAGCAUUCCUAUGUGGAAGCAAACCGUACAGUGCUGACAUGUCACAUCCAGUUUGAGAAUGAGAAAGUGUUUCACAAGGACAUUCGUCUCUGGGGGGUAAUCGACGUGGAGAACAGUCUCAUAAGCAUGGUACCGGCUAAAGUCGAGGUAAGCCUGAGGAAGGCUGACGCCGUGGCCUGGGGAAAACUGGAAGACCCCAAGUUCAAACCAGAACCGGAGGAGACCGACGAUCUCAACUCGGCCGAGACGGAAAACGUCCAGCCGGACUGGUACAUCUCCGACGACGACAUUAGCGAGUCCGACUGGGAGGAUGAUGAUGACGAUGACGAGGAAAAGAAGAAACAAAAAGAGAAAGAGAAAGAGAAAGAGGACGAUGAGCCGCCGCAAAGAAGAAGAAGAAGAGAAGGAGAAGAAGAAGAAGAAGAAGAAGGAGAAGAAGAAGAAGAAGAAGAAGAAAAAGAGGAAUAA